CAAUGAAAGCAGAAGAUCUCAACGCCUUCGUUAUCGUCGCCGUUGCCGUUCGUCCACGUUUGUCGUCGUAUUCGUAGUCAUCCCUGGUUAUCCCCGCCUGUGGUUAAAGUACGAAUGUCCCGCGUUCGUCGAAUGAUCAUAGUCAUUGUUGUAAGGUGAUCGAUGACAUCCAGACGCGUUUAGUCGCCGUCGCCGCGCUUUCUUAUCUAACUUCGACGAAGACAGCCUUCUAUACCAGUGCGUAUAAAGGUUGCUUCUGAACGAGGUGAACGAUCCGCCGCGCCGUGCGUCCUGUUGCCAGACCACGCCAGACGCUUCAUUCCCGGGAUUCCAGAACUUGCCUUGGCAACUGCUCUUUCGAAGACUCUAGUCUCUUUGUUGCAUCACGAUGACGAGGCUGCUCUACGUCUUUUUCAUCCUAGCCUGUAUCAAUGGCACCUUCGGAGACGGGCUCAAGUGUCUUCUUAAACCUGCUGAUAUACCAACAUCAUGGAUAGACAUGACCGAUCCGUGCACAAAACUCAUGGAGUCUCAAGUUAAAACUGAAAUGGAAGCUGCUAUGAAAUAUCUCGCGAUGGGUGCUCACUUUGCACGUGAUACUAUAAAUCGCCCAGGCUUUAGCAAGUUCUUUUUUGAAAGCUCGAGCGAAGAGAGAGAACAUGCUAUAAAGAUCAUCGAAUAUUUGCUAAUGCGUGGACAACUUACAAAUGAUGUCAGCAAACUUCUCAAGUAUCCUUUGACUACCAACAACACAAAUCCGAUACGCCAGGAAUGGAACAGUGGAGAAGAAGCUCUCACCGAUGCUUUAAAAUUAGAGGCUCAAGUUACGCGCAGUAUUCGUGAUAUAAUCAUAACGUGUGAAACUCCAAAAACAUCUUCUUUCAACGAUUACCACUUGGUCGACUACCUCAUUACCGAUUUCUUAGAGGAACAAUAUAAAGGGCAACGCGAUCUCGCAGGCAAAAUCUCAGUGUUGGGUAAAAUGAUGCAAGCGCAUGGACCUUUGGGAGAAUUUUUAUUCGAUAAGAAAUUAUUGAGUGGUGAAAUCUAAGUGUUUUGGUGACAUCAAAAUGCUGAAAUUCAGCUUGAGCUAUUCUUUUCUAUAAAUACGUAAGAUUUAUAAAAUUAUAAUGGCCACAUUUAGAAUACAUUAUAUAAUUCAGAUUAUUACAUUACAUGCAA
This is a messenger RNA of Trachymyrmex cornetzi, 1182 nucleotides long. It is a transcript of the gene Fer1HCH, whose product is annotated as ferritin 1 heavy chain. The coding region runs from base 389 to 1051 and encodes 220 amino acids. The record is from RefSeq and is a predicted model, not a curated record. Gene Ontology annotation, cellular component: cytoplasm. The transcript has 5 exons. Lineage: Eukaryota; Metazoa; Arthropoda; Insecta; Hymenoptera; Formicidae. Gene Ontology annotation, molecular function: ferrous iron binding; ferric iron binding. Gene Ontology annotation, biological process: intracellular iron ion homeostasis; iron ion transport.